Molecule: messenger RNA, 3087 nt
Organism: Drosophila novamexicana
Lineage: Eukaryota; Metazoa; Arthropoda; Insecta; Diptera; Drosophilidae
Gene: babo
Product: TGF-beta receptor type-1
Exons: 8
Coding region: 811-2586 (591 amino acids)
Biological process (GO): cellular response to growth factor stimulus; activin receptor signaling pathway; protein phosphorylation
Cellular component (GO): plasma membrane; activin receptor complex
Molecular function (GO): activin receptor activity, type I; metal ion binding; activin binding
Source: RefSeq, a predicted model, not a curated record
ACUCGCACUCAGACGGGUUUUCCGCUGAUUUCGUUCAACCAAAAAUUCAUAUAUAACAAAUAAAUAAUACAAUUUAACGCUAACACAUAACUGCACCAUACAAUUUAAAGUGCUGGCCACAAGUGUCAAUAAGUUUCAGUUGCUAAACAAGCCGCUAAAGUGCCAAGCUCACGUGAUGAAAAUACGGCUGAAAACUUCAACGUAAAAGUGGGAGGGGAUACGAAUUUUUCUAAUUGGAUUUGCAAGAAGUGUACGAAUUUGUCCAGAUCAAUCGCGUCUGUGUUUAAUGCGUGCCAGGUGCACCACGAAAAAAUGCCAAAUAUUGCCAAAUAAGAAACCAAAUGGUGGCUACGCGUUAAACGAAUGCACAAACAAAAUGUAAGCUCGCCGCGGCUGCAAGCAGAGCGCGAGGCCGACUUCGAGUCCCCCUUUUACCCACACACGCCCACCGCCUCCGUGUCCUAUACAAUAAAUGCGCAAUACAAAGCAAAUUAGUUGCCGCCGUCUGCAGUCGACGUUGACUGCUGCGCUGCCGUCUCCUUUGCAUAGUUUUGUUUGUGUCGUCAACAAGGAGUGAAAAAUAAGUUUGCUGCGGCUGCUCCCCCCUCUCACCCCACCCCACCCCACCCCACACAGACUUUGAGCUAGCGCGCGCUUGUCUGUACGCGCGCGUGUGUGUGUGCGUGUGUGUGUGCGUGCGUGCAUUUGUGUGUGUGCGGGGAAAACAAAAGAAAAGCACAAAAACGAAAACAAUAACAAGCGCCAGGCGCACGGACAGCGCGUUUAUCAAAUAAAGCAAAUACAAACAAAAUGUGGACGCAGCUGCUCUGCCUGCUGGCGCUGCUCAAUGCCAGCUGCGCUUCGCCCGUUGAGAUUGUCGUACAACCAACUGAAGCUGGCCACAAAUCGCUGCCAGCGGCGGCAGCGACAACAACAACAACAAAUGAAACAGCUGGCGCUUAUCUAACGAAAUCGUCGCUGCCUUUUGCUGAUAACAGCGGCCAUGGCAACAACAACAGCAACAGCAACAACUCUGUGCCCAUACAAUUGCCCGCAACAGACGCUGCCUCAGGCUCUGCCGCCGUCGCCGCCGCCCCUCAGCAGCGAAUGUCGGUGCCAACUUAUCCGCCGCUGCAGAACAAGAAGCACGAGAAAACGAUCAAGUGUCAUUGCGAUAUCUGCAAGGAGACGAAUCACAUAUGCGAAACGGAUGGAUAUUGUUUCACCUCCGUGGAAAAGGACACUGAUGGCAAAAUAAUCUUCAGUUUUCGUUGCCAAGAUAACCGUUACGAAUGGUACCGCAAACCGCUCGAAUGCCUCACGAGUCUCGUUAAGCAAGAUACUUUUCGAAUUAGCUGUUGUGAUAAGGAUUUCUGCAAUAAAGAUGUGCUCAUGAAGAGGAUAUUUGACACAGAUUUUAUGCCCAAUAAGACACUGACUAGUUGGCAACUGGUUGUCAUCAUUGUGGGCGUCACCGUGAUUAUCUGCUUUAGCGGCACCAUGACCUGGUAUUAUUGUCAGCGCCGCAAGCGUUUGGCCAAUGGACGACCCUUCGCCAAGGAGGACUCUGUCUACGAUCCCAUACUGAAUGGCAACACUACGCUACAUGAUAUUAUUGAGAUGACCACCUCGGGCUCAGGAUCCGCUGGUCUGCCGCUGCUCGUACAGCGCUCCAUUGCACGCCAGGUGCAGCUGUGUCAUGUCAUUGGCAAGGGGCGUUUCGGUGAGGUAUGGCGCGGUCGCUGGCGUGGCGAGAAUGUCGCCGUCAAGAUCUUCUCCAGUCGCGAGGAGUGCUCCUGGUUCCGCGAGGCGGAGAUUUAUCAAACAGUCAUGUUGCGACACGAGAAUAUAUUGGGUUUCAUUGCAGCGGACAACAAGGACAACGGCACCUGGACACAGCUUUGGCUGGUCACGGACUACCAUGAGAAUGGCUCGCUGUUUGACUAUUUGACCACACACUGUGUGGACACCAAUGUCAUGCUGAAUAUGGCGCUGAGCAUUGCCACGGGACUGGCGCAUCUGCACAUGGACAUUGUGGGCACGCGGGGCAAGCCUGCCAUAGCGCAUCGUGAUCUCAAGUCAAAGAACAUACUGGUCAAGUCGAAUUUGAGCUGUGCCAUCGGUGAUCUGGGCCUGGCGGUGAGGCAUGUGGAGAAGGAUGACUCUGUCGAUAUACCCUCCACGCAUCGCGUCGGCACCAAACGCUAUAUGGCGCCCGAGGUGCUGGACGAGAGCAUGAAUGCCCAGCACUUUGACUCGUACAAGCGUGCGGAUGUCUACGCCUUUGGCUUGAUACUCUGGGAGAUAGCGCGUCGCUGCAACAUGGGCAUGAUCUAUGAGGAAUAUCAACUACCCUACUGGGAUGCCGUGCAGCCCGAUCCAAGCAUCGAGGAGAUGAAGAAGGUGGUUUGCAUUGAGAAGAGCCGGCCGAAUAUACCCAAUCGCUGGCACGGCUCCGAUGUGCUGCACAACAUGGCCAAGGUCAUGAAGGAGUGCUGGUAUCCCAAUCCUGUGGCGCGACUCACAGCGCUGCGCAUCAAAAAGACGCUGGCCAGCAUACGUGUCGAGGACAAGGUCAAGAACUGAUUGUGGCUCUAGUGCGUAGACCAAGAGUGGGAAAGCGUUUCAUUUUCGUUUGAUUUUGUUUUCGUCAUUGCAACUCGUGUAACCUGUAACCUGGCCCCGUGUUACCUUCAAGCGACAACAAAGCAGCAAAUGAAAACUAAGCUAACUAACCGAUACUAACAAAUACAUUGUAAAUACUUAGGUCUAACCAAAUACCAAACGCCGCCAACCCCCGCCAACCCCCACCAUCCCUCGCCCCACAAUUCCCAGAUUCAUACAAUGCCAAUCCACAUGCUUUGCAUAUGUAUAUGAACUGUGCUCGUUUUUAGAUUAUCUGUUGCAUUUCGCAUUGACUUUAUACUUUUGUACAUAUAUAUAUAUCUAUAUAUAUUUCGUUUGACAUUUUCCGCUGAGAUUCGCUUAGUUUUCCCGUACGUGCAGGCAGCGGCGCGCCACAAAAUCGCCGCACUGCCAAAUGUGCUAAAAAAAAAAAAAUGAAAAAGAAAAACACAAUUAGGGCCU